Molecule: messenger RNA, 3047 nt
Organism: Macrobrachium nipponense
Lineage: Eukaryota; Metazoa; Arthropoda; Malacostraca; Decapoda; Palaemonidae
Gene: fal
Product: deoxynucleoside triphosphate triphosphohydrolase SAMHD1-like
Exons: 13
Coding region: 181-1662 (493 amino acids)
Biological process (GO): dGTP catabolic process
Cellular component (GO): nucleus
Molecular function (GO): dGTPase activity
Source: RefSeq, a predicted model, not a curated record
UCCCAUGCACAUUUUGGUAGUUCAUGGCGAGUUACCAACUCUGUUAGCUUCAUAUUGCUUCAGACUCCACCAUCCCUGGAAGUGCUGGAAUUCGUCUCCUCAGCAGACAUCCUUGUAAUAGAAGCAUGUAUCUCGGCUUAUGAAGCUUCUGUUUUAUUUUUAUUUUUUUAUACACGCGGAAUGAAGCAAAAGUUUGAAAGGGACGUCGUUGUUCAGGAUCAGGGCACCAUGGAGGAUACUGAGAAAGUUUUCAAUGAUGCAGUUCACGGAGCCAUAUCUCUUCAUCCACUCUGUGUUCGAGUUGUUGAUACACCACAGUUUCAAAGGCUAAGGUUUCUUAAACAACUUGGAUCGAGUUACUUUGUAUACCCAGCUGCUGCUUCUAAUCGAUUUGAGCAUUCACUUGGCGUGUGUCACCUAGCUGGACAGUUGGCACGUGCACUUCAAGCUAGGCAGCCUAACUUGAAAAUAAGCGAAUAUGAUAUCCUCUGUGUCCAGUUGGCUGGUCUUUGUCACGAUCUUGGCCAUGGACCAUUUAGUCAUCUGUGGGAAGUUUUUGUAAAUAAAGCUCGACCUGGGAAGAAGUGGAGACAUGAAUCGGCAUCAAUUGAUAUGUUUGAUUACCUUUUGGAUGCAAACAACCUUCAUGACGAGUUCAAAAGGUACGGCCUCGAUGAUCAGGACUUGAAAUUUAUCAAAGAACUUAUUGGUGGACCUAAGAAUACAGAUGGUGCGGAUUGGCCGUAUGAAGGCAGGCCUCGUGAAAAAGCCUUUCUCUAUGAGAUUGUUGCCAAUAAGCGCUCAGGUGUUGAUGUUGACAAAUGGGAUUAUUUCCUAAGGGAUGGUCAUAGCUUGGGGAUCAAGGUGACAUUCGAUUAUCAUCGCCUUGUAAAAUUCUCUCGGGUGAUAGAUGUUCCUGGAGAGGGACUGCAGAUCUGUUUCAGAGAAAAGGAAGUUGAUAGCCUUUACGACAUGUUCCAUGCACGCCGAACUCUUCACAGGACUGCAUAUCAACAUCGUGUUGUGAAAACCAUUGAUUCAAUGCUAGUGGAUGCUUUUUGUUAUGCAGAUGAGCACAUUCAACAUAAAGGCAGAAAUGGAAAAAUGUACAACUUGGCAGAUGUAUGUGAUGACAUGUAUGCUUUUACCAACCUUGUAGAUGAUGUAUUCCACCAAAUAAUACGUGCAGAAGGAGAUCAUCCAGAUCUCUUGAAAGCAAAAGAAACUAUUAAUAGAAUUCUUACUAGACAAUUGUAUGCUUAUGUUGGUCACACACAGCCCGUCUCUGGUGGUGUUAGUAAAGAAACACUCUUGGAUUCCUUAGUGAGCAAUAUUCCUUCUGGUUCCUUGAAAAAGGAAGACUUGGAUAUUCAAGAGGUCCGGCUAAACUAUGGGAUGGGUGAUAAAGAUCCAAUUGAAUGUGUCAGAUUCUACAGUAAAAAUAAACCUACUGAUGCCAAGACUUUGUCACGAGAGGAAGUGUCUAACAUGUUGCCUCAGAGUUUCCAGGAAGUUGUGUACAGAUUUGUCAUAAAGAGCUAUGAUGAACAACAUUACAGAGAUGCUCAACAGAUGUUCAAAGAAUCAUGCAAGCAGUUGAAUAUGAAGAAACCCUCAAUUUCUUCGGUUAGCAAGUUUUCAUCUCGUCAGCCAAAUAGUUGAUUCUUGGCCAAGACAUCUUACUCCAGUCAAAAGGUAUGAUGGGCACUAUGCAAAUGGUCAAGGAGCCCCAGUUGAUGGAUCUGCAGUUCAGUGGUUGAAGUUUUAAAUGCAUCUUUCUUUUCAUAAGUAUUUAGAAGUAAUAGUUUUCACUGAAUUACUUAUUUAUGUGAACUAUAAAAAAUUGAAUUUUAUAGUUAAAAAAUGUUUUUUCUAAUAUAUUUCACAUGUACUGUAUUAGCUUUAAAUUGUUUUUUUUGUUCUGUAACAAAACUUUUCUUCUAUAUUUAUUGUUACUUUUAUUCUGAUGCAGUACUUGCUAGUCACCAUUUUCUUGAUGUUCUUUGUAUGGUAUUGCACUGUAUACAGUAUUGUACAAUAUUAUGAAUAGUCAUUGUAUUUGAUCAGUUCAGUAGCUGUUAUUCGCCAGAAUUCGUUAGGUCAUGAAAGUUGUGAUCUAAUUUCAAAAUAGAAAUUUUCCAGUGCAUGCAGACUGUUACAACUGUUCAUAGUUGUAUUGAUCAGGAUUGCGAUUUACAUACCUUUCCUUUUAAAUUUUACUACAUAGUUUACAAUCCGAGUACAAUAUAUUUUCUUUAUAUUUUAAGAAUGUAGUGUAUAUUUUGUAUUACCUUACAGAAGUUGCCAACAUAAUUUUCCAGAGUAUGUUUGUGUGAUAUAGUAUAUAUGUAUACUUUUAUAAUGCCAACAUGAUUAUGUAAAAUAAUUAUGUUCAGUAUGACAUGCCAUUCUUGUUUGUCACAAAUAGUUCUUAUAUUAUGGAAACUUUUUUUCUUGAGGCAAGCUUUCAGCUGUUUUACAGUAGUUAUUGACUUAAUAUAGUAUGGUAAAAAAUACAAUAAAUUCAGAUGUGUAGUUUUUCAUACAAACUGUAAUACUAUUCUGUUGAAACAAGUAUGGUAUGUCUUAAGAUUCAGAUGCUAAAUAGUAUUAUAUUAGUUUUGGGAUAUAGAAUGGUUCUAAUGAUUUGGUUUAUUAAGGACUGUAAUUGUUGAAAAGAAUUUACACCAGUUUUUUUUUAAAUGGUUUUGUAAUGUCUAGAUAACCAUAAAGGAAAAUAGUGUAGUUUAUUGUAACAGCAGAAUACUAAAUUAUAUUUUAUAAGUUCUUAUUGUGUGGUUAGUGUGACACACUUUAGGUAGUACUGUUAAAGGCUUGUUUUUGUUCCAUUAUGAUCCUUUGCUGGAGUGUGCUGACCUGAUUUGUAAUAAGAUUCACAAGUCUCUUGAAAUAUGGUCUUUCACUAAAUAAGCUCAAGUAGAUUAUGUGGAGAAAUAUAUUUUCCUAUGCUGUACAGUAUACUGUAAGUGCUAUUAUUUGAUUAGAAAUCUCAAAUAAAAAAAGUUUUUUAUAUUUUCCUUCACUAA